Fraxinus pennsylvanica is the source of this 993-nucleotide messenger RNA. The record is from the annotation of a GenBank genome assembly. NCBI's taxonomy places the organism in Eukaryota, Viridiplantae, Streptophyta, Magnoliopsida, Lamiales, Oleaceae.
AUGGUUUCUCAUUUUCAAGAACAAGAAUUCCUUGUACAAAAUCCGAUCUUUGAUGCCCUUUACUGUGAAGAAGAGCGUUUUGAUGAAGUUUUGGGAGGUGGGUUUGACUUUCAAUCGCCAGAAAUUGAGGAUUCUAAUGAGAUUCAUAAUAAACAUUUAGUUUUUCUAUUUGAGCAUGACCGUUUUUGGGAGGAUGACGAGCUGGUGACCCUCUUGUCCAAGGAGAAAAAACAAGUUCAUUUGAGUUAUAAUGAAAUGAACUCAGACGGAUCUUUAAUAAUGAAAGAUAAGCCAUGGAUGAGUCAAUUGACUGCUGUUGCUUGUCUUUCUUUAGCUGCCAAGGUGGAGGAAACUCAAGUCCCUCUUCUUCUGGACCUUCAAGUGGAAGAAUCCAAGUAUGUGUUUGAAGCGAAGACUAUUCAGAGAAUGGAGCUUUUGGUGCUUUCUACUCUCAAAUGGAAGAUGAAUCCUGUGACUCCGAUUUCAUUCUUUGACCAUAGUUUAAGGCGAUUUGGAUCGAUGACUAAUCUACACUGGGAGUUUAUGAGGAGGUGUGAGAGUUUUCUUCUCUCAAUCAUCACUGAUCAUAGGCUUGAACAUUAUCUUCCAUCUGUUAUUGCUGGCGCAACAAUGAUAUAUGUGAUUAGAGAGAUUAAGCCUUGUAAUGCAAUGAAGUACGAAAAUCAUCUAAUGGAUGUGCUCAGAAUCAGCAAGGAAUCUAUUGACGAAUGCUCUAAACUUAUCCGGGAGGUAAUAUAUGGUGAUGGCAACAAGCCCUGCCUCAAACGUAAAUGGGAGUCUGUGCCAAAUAGCCCACACGGUGUCAUUGAUGCAUAUUUUAGCUCUGAUAGCUCUCGCAAUUCAUGGGUCAGCUCAUCACCCGUUUCAUCAUCUCCUGAACCUUUGUUUAAGAGAAGCAGAGCUCGGGAUCAGCACAUGAGACUGGCUUCCCUAAGCAGUGUGUCUGUAGGUGUGGGUAGUACCCCUCAUUGA